ACGAAAUAAAGAAACCACACUUACCCACUAGCUCAAUUCAAAAUCAAGAAACGCAAAGUUAAAAAGAAAACCAGCACCCCUCUUGUUCUUGUUUCUUUGCUAUCAUUUCUUGAAUUUCUUGCCUUUUCAUCCAAGGUUUCUUGAGAUCGCUUUUCAAUGGCUCAUCAAGUGAAGGCGUCCAUCGACCCUGCCGUUUUGGAUGAUAUUAUCAGUCGCUUGUUGGAUUUUAGGCAAACAAGAGCAGCCAAACACCAGCAGGUUCAGGUAACUGAGAAUGAGAUCCGCCAACUAUGUACUGUGUCUAGAGAAAUCUUUCUUCAACAGCCCAAUCUCCUCGAGCUCGAAGCCCCCAUCAAGAUCUGCGGUGACAUACAUGGGCAAUAUUCUGAUCUUUUGAGGCUUUUUGAAUAUGGGGGUUUUCCUCCUAGGGCUAAUUAUUUAUUCCUAGGCGAUUAUGUAGAUCGUGGAAAGCAGAGUUUGGAAACAAUAUGCCUUUUGCUUGCCUAUAAAAUCAAGUACCCUGAGAACUUCUUUCUUUUAAGAGGAAAUCAUGAGUCUGCAUCUAUUAAUCGAAUUUAUGGAUUUUAUGAUGAAUGUAAACGGCGGUUCAAUGUGAAGCUUUGGAAAACUUUUACUGGUUGUUUUAACUGUCUACCUGUUGCUGCUCUUAUAGAUGACAAAAUAUUGUGCAUGCAUGGAGGGCUUUCACCUGAUUUAACAAGUUUGGAUCAAAUUAGAAACUUACCCCGUCCAACUGAUGUUCCAGAUUCUGGGUUGCUUUGUGAUUUACUUUGGUCUGAUCCUAGUAGGGAUGUUAAAGGCUGGGGAAUGAAUGACCGAGGGGUCUCAUACACCUUUGGGUCAGAUAAAGUGUCAGAAUUCUUAAUGAAUAAUGAUAUGGAUCUUGUUUGUCGUGCCCAUCAAGUUGUCGAGGAUGGAUAUGAAUUCUUUGCAGACAGGAAGCUUGUUACAAUUUUUUCUGCUCCCAACUAUUGCGGUGAAUUUGAUAAUGCUGGUGCAAUGAUGAGUGUUGAUGAAACCUUAAUGUGCUCGUUCCAAAUACUUAAGCCUGCAGAUAGAAAGUCCAAAUUCAUGUGAAAAGGUCGUGUGCUAUCCUGAUUCCUGCUUACAAUUGCUAACCAUCCUUGCAGAACUUAAUUAUGCCCGUCUGUGAUUUGAGAAACAUUUGAAGAUUGAUAUUCUGAACUCAGAACUCCAGCUUUGAAGUGGUGCAAAUACCACGUCUCUAAUGUUGAGGAUAGGAAUCUGUUGAUUAUAGUGUUUGGAGGAGGAAUACUCGAUUCUCAGUUUGGAGCUAACCACCGUUAGUGCAGUGGCACAGGCCAGAAGUUUAUCCGUAUUAUUAUUAUUAUUAUUAUUAUUAUUAUUAUUAUUAUUAUUUACUUCACGGAAAUUAUGAUGCUGGUGUAAAUACAUUUUUGCUGUAAAUGACUGCAUUAAUACACCACUGAGAUUGCCCUUUUACGGGAUUUUUUU
Hevea brasiliensis (rubber tree) is the source of this 1497-nucleotide messenger RNA. RefSeq names its product serine/threonine-protein phosphatase PP1 isozyme 2. The coding region runs from base 157 to 1098 and encodes 313 amino acids. NCBI's taxonomy places the organism in Eukaryota, Viridiplantae, Streptophyta, Magnoliopsida, Malpighiales, Euphorbiaceae. Gene Ontology annotation, molecular function: protein serine/threonine phosphatase activity. The record is from RefSeq and is a predicted model, not a curated record. Gene Ontology annotation, cellular component: cytoplasm; nucleus. The transcript is spliced from 4 exons.